Molecule: messenger RNA, 241 nt
Organism: Nothoprocta perdicaria
Lineage: Eukaryota; Metazoa; Chordata; Aves; Tinamiformes; Tinamidae
Product: solute carrier family 2, facilitated glucose transporter member 4-like
Exons: 2
Biological process (GO): monosaccharide transmembrane transport; cellular response to insulin stimulus
Cellular component (GO): membrane
Molecular function (GO): hexose transmembrane transporter activity
Source: RefSeq, a predicted model, not a curated record
GAAGGGGGCGCUCAUCGUGAGCAACGCGCUGGCGUUCGCGGGGGGGGCGCUCAUGGGGCUGGCCAAGAUGGGGCCCUCGUACGCGCUCGUGCCGCUCGGCCGCUUCCUCGCCGGCGCAUACUCAGGGCUGGUGUCGGGGCUCGUGCCCAUGUACGUGGGCGAGAUCGCCCCCACGCGGCUCCGCGGCGCCCUGGGCACCCUGCACCAAGUGGCCAUCGUGAGCGGCAUCCUGGGCGCCCAG